AAUGCACAGUGUGAUAAAGUAUAUCACGAGAACGCCAUUAAAUGAGUACGACAUGUAUCGUGAAAGCCUAAAGUGUAACGGUUCGAUUGGAUGUAGCUAGAAAAAAAUAAUUACUCUAAUUCGGAGCUGAAUAGGAAUGAACGCAGUACCAGAUUAUUACCCUGACGUGUCUCGACGUCUGUCCCAGGUGCUAGAUGAUGUAGGAGUGAAUGAGAGGACUGUCAAUGUGAGGAGACGUAUUGGACUGUUGGGGGAGAGUAUGUGGACAUUGAGAGACAAUGUUCUCGGCAAUAACAUAAAGUAUUAUUCUUUUGGUAGUCAGACGGAAGGUACGACAACUUUAGGACUUAAUUCUGAUACCGAUGUACUGGGCUGUUAUACUGAUGUUAAUAUGAUACAAGACUGGGGCGAUUGGAAACAAGGUAAAUUGAAUUUAUUAAUGAUUCAUGACGAUGCAAUACCACCAGGUUAUUGUAGACUUCAGGUGUUACGAUCAGACAUUCCUGAAGCUGCGGAGGAUUUACCCGACGUCCAUCGUGAAUAUGACGAUGAAGGAAGGGUGCUUAUGGAGAAUACAUUCAUACACCAUGAUAUGCCUAAAGGAGCUGUCAGACAUGGUCCAGCAAGUACAGAUGAAGAUAUCACUGUUGACUAUGUGAACGCCUUUCUGUGUGGAAGCUGGCCAAGUGAAGCAGAUGCGUGGAAGGUUAGAUAUUAUGCAAAACAGUCACAUAAUGUCCACUUGAUAAGACAUUCAGUGCAGACGGGUUGCUUUCUUGUACCUACUGGGCACAGUUCUAGUCAAAACGAGAGAUUAGAAUGGAGAAUAUCUACAUCAAUGGCUGAGAGAUAUAUAAUGUUCAAUAUGAAUAUCACACAAAUCAAAUGUUAUGUUCUUCUGAAAAUGAUAAUGAAAACCUUUAUUGUACCUGACUUUCCAGACACAGUAUCAAGUUUUCACUGUAAAACGGUUUUUUUUGUAUUCAGUUGAACAUUCACAGAAUGACCUUUGGCAUGAAGAAAACUUACUUUCAUGUAUAACUUUAUGUCUAAGAUUAUUACAGAAUUUUAUCUUUGCUAAUAAUUGUCCUCACUAUUUCAUUCCGGGAAACAAUCUGAUGGCGGGAAAGUUUAAUGUUAGAACAAGACAACAUCUUAUUGUUGCUUUUGAACAUAUUAUAAGUAAAUGUGGUCAUGCUAUACUGGGGAUAGAAAUUGACAAUGUCGGAGAUCGUCUGAGAGACAAAUGCGGUUUACUACAGGCAAGAUGUAAUUAUAAGACAUCUAAUCAAAUGCAUUUUCAAAUAUAUAGCUUUUUGUACUACUUUCUGAUGCAUGCAACGAUUAAUGUUAAUUCAGAUAUAAAAAGUACAAAUGAGGUAGAUAUCCAGAGGAUAUAUUUCGAGAUGAAAAACCGCCUAUCAGCUGUCUUACAGGUAUACAGGUGUAGUGUAGGUAUAGAACGCGAGAGCAUUUUAUUAAUGAUACCGUCACUUUGUACGACAAUGGGAUCAUUGCUGGCUUCUCACAACAUUUCACAAGGGCAAAGUGUUUCUAACACAGCGUUGUCGUUAUUCUCACUGGGCAUUGAUUCUGAUGUCGCAGCUGGAAGACUUAAACUAGCAUCAGCAUUAUUUGCUGCUGGGGAUCUGGCGAAGACCGUGAUCGUACUUCGUGACGUGGAAGAAAGAUAUAAUCCUCGUGUCACUGAACCAGUAUGUGAUUGUACGAGUACCGAUAUACAAGACGACUCUACAUGGAAAUUUCCUAUUGAUAUAUUCCAUGUUGAAAAUGUCAAUUCCUUAACAUAUUACUUUGCAUAUGGAGUUUCAUUUACACGUGGAGAGGUGCACUGCGUUCCUCACGCUCUUCAGUAUGAAAUGUUCAGAUGUACAGAAGAAGAAAGAGCCAUGUGUAAUAAGUAUAAAGACUACUGGAUGGACUGGGCUGUCGUAGAUGCUCUCCCUUACUUGUACUACCUUCAGUACCUGACGUAUUGUCAACUUGGCAGACAAAGAGAUCAACAGAGAGCUCUUAACAAACUAAUCGAAACCGUAUCCACAGAACUAAAUCUCUCCCAUAGGGAAACUGCUCUAAAUUUACUCGGCAAAUGCAUGGAACAAGAAGGCAGGUUACUCGAUGCUCUUGUUUGUUACAGAUGUUCAAUGAAUGCACGACCGGCACACAACGUUGCGAGAUGGCAUUUUGUUGGUCUAAUUGGAAGGAUGUAUCAUUCAUAAUACAUGUUCACUAAUUACAUUUACAAAUGAAAUGAAAGACAACAUUAAAAUUGAUAAAAAGACAUUUGUUGUAAAUCAGAGGUAACAUAAAAUCUCGUGAGAAUUCUUAUUAAUCAUGAUUUUGGUAUGAAGGUUGUUUAAUCAAGAUCUUAUCUAUCAUAUAUUUAGACUUCUGUGGCAAACAUGUAGGUUGAAGGAGACUAUAUUGUCACUACAUUGUUCAUUCCGUGAUUAAACUUUAUCAAAAUCACAGAGACUUUUACAUCUCAUUU
Mercenaria mercenaria is the source of this 2512-nucleotide messenger RNA. RefSeq lists its product as uncharacterized. Gene Ontology annotation, molecular function: protein binding. NCBI's taxonomy places the organism in Eukaryota, Metazoa, Mollusca, Bivalvia, Venerida, Veneridae. Bases 1119 to 2240 code for a protein of 373 amino acids. The transcript is spliced from 2 exons. The record is from RefSeq and is a predicted model, not a curated record.